Messenger RNA from Trichoderma virens Gv29-8, 1737 nucleotides. RefSeq lists its product as uncharacterized. Lineage: Eukaryota; Fungi; Ascomycota; Sordariomycetes; Hypocreales; Hypocreaceae. The record is from RefSeq and is a predicted model, not a curated record. Gene Ontology annotation, biological process: lipid oxidation. The transcript has 2 exons. Gene Ontology annotation, molecular function: metal ion binding; oxidoreductase activity, acting on single donors with incorporation of molecular oxygen, incorporation of two atoms of oxygen. The annotation marks the transcript as partial.
UCUGCUUUGGCUGCUCCCACAACCAACCCAGCUUGCAUCCCUCAGCUUGAUCCCAACCCCAAAGCUCGUGCCGCUGCUGUCUCUGCUCGUCGUAACGGCUUCAUCUACGGCCCGUCCCUCACCGGCGAGGCCGCCCCCUUCCCUAAUGGCACACUUGGCAAUGCUCGUACCCAGGCCGACUACGAUGCAUGGAGCCAGGACCGAGCUAUUCAAACCGUAACGGCCACACUUUCAUCAUACUGGAAGAUGGAAUUAAGUACUAACUUCACAUUGCAGAACGGCGGCCUCAACAGUUGGCAAGACUACGAAAAAAUUCUCUAUGAUGGCCAGCUCAAUAAUACAAACCCUCGAGGUACCGCUCCCGGUAUCAUUUCCAAUGCGACCCAAGAUCUACUUUUCUCCAUGGAACGCCUGAGCGAGCAUCCCCAUGCCGUCCGUCGCGUUAUGGCCCACGAGCCCCUUCCUUUUCCAUUAGACGAUGUCAUAACGAGUAAGAUUGUCGGUUCUGGAAAUACGCUUGAGUCUCUUCAGGCUAGCAACCGCCUUUUCAUUGUCGACCACUCCUAUCAGGCCAAGUACGACGUUGCUACUGUCGUCAAGCGUUUCCCCGUCGCUUGCAGCGCCUACUUCUACAUCGACCCAGAGUCUGGCAACUUUUUGCCUUUGGCCAUUCGCACCAAUGUUGACGCCGACCUGAUUUACACUCCUCUCGACUCCGCUAAUGACUGGUUACUGGCAAAGAUGAUGUUUAACGCCAAUGACAUGUUCCACGCGCAAAUGCUGCACCUUGUUGUGUCGCACGACGUCACCGAAUCUGUUCACCAAGCUGCUCUUCACACUCUCAGUGAGAACCACCCCAUAAUGAUUCUUCUCGAGCGCCUCAUGGUGCAAGCCUAUUCUUCUCGUAUCGUUGGAGAAGAGCUUUGCUUCAACCCUGGCGGCCACUGGGAUCAGCUCAUGGUUUUUAAUCAGUUUGGCUGCCGUCAAUUUGUUACUGACAGCUGGCCCGUUGACGGUCGGUACCAGAGCGGAUAUCUGGAAAACAACUUGAGAGCCCGUGGUCUGAUUGAUGCUAAUGGAAAAUCCGUCUUUAACUCUUUCCCCUUCUACGACGACGCCAAGCGCAUCCGUGACAACUACCACAUCUUCUUCAAAUCUUUUGUCAACUCGUACUAUAAAAGCGAGAAUGACCUCUCUGGCGACUUUGAGGUUCACAACUGGUUCAACGAGGCCAGCACAAUGGCCAAGGCUCAGGACUUUCCCCAGGAGAAGAAUCUAAGCAAGAAAGUUCUCAUCGAUGUCCUCACCCACUUCGCAUAUGCUACCUCAGUCUCGCACCACAGCGUCAACGGGGGCGCUCCUAUCGCCUCCGGUGCCCUGCCAUUCCACAUUCCCGCCAUUUACACUGCUAUCCCGAAGGAGAAGGGCGUCAAAGACCUCAUGCCGUAUCUGCCAGACCCUGCCACCGCUGUUCAUUACCUAGGAUUUAUGGCUUCGUUUAAUCGCCCAUUCUAUGGCAGCGACGGACGGACACUUAAGGAUGCUUUUGAUGCCACUACUGUGCAGCGUUUAAACCAGGACACAAAACGUGCUUCUAAGGCCUUGCUGGACAGUAUGCAAAAGCUCAGCCAACAGAUCCGCAGCCGUGCGUUCGACAGCCAGGGAUUGAGUCAGAAUAUGCCUUUCAUUUACAGGACUCUGGAUCCUGCUUACAUUCCCUUCUUCUGUGCCGUCUAG